AUGGCUACAGCAAAUUCAAACAACGCCUACGUCCUAGGCGUAGGAAUGACCCAAUUCCUCAAACCCCGCCGCACCCGCGAAUACCCUGAACUCGGCUACGAAGCCGGCGUGAAAGCCAUGAUCGACGCCCAGAUCAAUUACGACGACGUCCAAACUGGAAUCGCAUGCUACUGCUAUGGAGAUAGCACCUCUGGUCAGCGGAUCUUUUACCAGUUCGGCAUGAAGGGUAUCCCUAUCUACAACACGAACAAUGCCUGUGCGACGGGCUCGACGGGUCUACAUCUGGCGCGGACGAUGGUAAAGGGUGGUACCGCGGAUUGUGUUCUAGUCGUAGGUUUUGAGCAGAUGCGACCGGGGUCGAUUAAGAGUGUUUGGGAUGAUCGACCCAGUGCGCAUGGGCCGUCAACGAGGCUGAUGGAGGAGGUGUAUGGGAAGGAUCCGGCGCCGAGGAAUGCGCAAUAUUUUGGGAAUGCGGGGAGGGAGUAUAUGACUAAGUUCGGGGCAAAGGCAGAAGAUUUCGCAGAGAUCGCACGUAUCUCGCAUGAACAUUCCCAGAGAAACCCAUAUGCUCAAUUCCGGACCUCGUACACCCUCGAGCAGAUCCAGAACUCGGGUACUAUCUUUGCUCCGUUGACGAAAUUGCAAUGCAGUCCAACUAGUGACGGUGCCGCGGCUGCUGUUAUCGUGUCGCAAAAGUUCCUAGAUGCUAGGCCACACUUGAAAUCCCAGGCUAUUCUCAUUGCAGGACAGCAGCUCAUGACCGACGGACCGGAAGUAUACUCACAAAGUGCGAUCGACCUGGUAGGCUUCCAGAUGAGCAAGCAAGCUGCGGAACGGGCGAUGGCCGAAGCGGGUGUCACGCCCAAGGAUAUCAAGGUUUGCGAAUUGCACGACUGCUUUUCGGCAAAUGAACUUCUACUCCUCGAUGCGCUUGGCUUUUCGGAGCCAGGCAAGGCUCAUGAGCUGGUUCGUCGAGGCGAUAUUACAUAUGGUGGCCGGGGACCUGUUAUUAAUCCUUCUGGUGGACUUAUUUCCAAAGGUCAUCCCCUUGGAGCUACUGGUGUGGCGCAAUGUGCCGAGCUCACUUGGCAGUUACGGGGGUGGGCAAAUAAUCGCUUGGUUAAGGGAACUAAUGUUGCUUUGCAGCAUAAUUUGGGUCUUGGUGGUGCCGUCGUAGUGACGGUUUACAAGAGGGCUGAUGGACAGAGUAACCCGGCACUUUCGGAUGCAGAGGUACGACAGAAAUCUGCAUUGGGCUAUAACCCCGCGGUAGAGGCGCGCUAUGUUAGACCUGAGGAUGGAGAGAAGGUUCGGAGUCGGACGAAGCGACAUGACCAUCCUCUGAAGGAGACGGUGGGGACUCUGUCGGCACGUAUUUAG
This is a messenger RNA of Aspergillus oryzae RIB40, 1380 nucleotides long. RefSeq lists its product as uncharacterized. The record is from RefSeq and is a predicted model, not a curated record. The transcript has 2 exons. NCBI's taxonomy places the organism in Eukaryota, Fungi, Ascomycota, Eurotiomycetes, Eurotiales, Aspergillaceae. The coding region runs from base 1 to 1380 and encodes 459 amino acids. Gene Ontology annotation, molecular function: acyltransferase activity, transferring groups other than amino-acyl groups.